Messenger RNA from Blumeria graminis f. sp. triticale, 3930 nucleotides. The record is from the annotation of a GenBank genome assembly. NCBI's taxonomy places the organism in Eukaryota, Fungi, Ascomycota, Leotiomycetes, Helotiales, Erysiphaceae.
AUGUCGUCGGGCCCAUAUUAUCAAGCGGAUGCUAUCACUGCGCACAGUAUUGACUCUGACUCAGACCUAGAGAUUGAUGAGCAGGAACUUGAUCUUGGAAAGGAUGGCCAACCAGGCAAUGAUCGAAAGAUUAGUCAUAUUCCCUUAAGAAAUUUGCGCAUGAGCGGGAUGAGAGUAGCAGGAAGACGAAAUCCUACCUCCAACAACUUAGAAAGAGAUAUAGAAGAUAUGCACGGUCUGCUGGAUGAUGAUCAUAACACAAAUGAGGUAAAUAAAUAUCCUGCUGAAGGAUUAGGAGAAAGCUCUCACAUUCCACACGAUUCUCGGCGACGACGAAGAGACACACUUAGCAAACUCGGGACUCACCUCUGGCCUUCGAGAUAUAGAGCAACCCCGAUGACCACAGAAGAUGCUAUCUCAGAAUCUCCGGAAGUAGAGCAUGAUCCGGCAUCUUCUCGAACGAUAUCUGUUGGAACGCUUCAGUCCGCACGGUUUCCUCCUAAUGCUGUUUCAAACGCAAAGUACACUCCAAUCAGCUUCUUACCCCGUACUCUCUACAACGAAUUCUCAUUCUUCUUCAAUAUGUAUUUUCUACUGGUUGCUGUUUCACAAGCUAUACCAGCAUUGCGAAUUGGAUACCUUUCAACAUAUGUGGUACCAUUAAUUUUCGUUAUGACGAUAACUUUAGGUAAAGAAGCAAUUGACGAUAUAGAGCGUAGGAAGAGGGACAGUGAGGCCAACUCUGAGGGCUAUACAGUAUUACGCUUUGACAAGCAAGAAUAUGUUGGUAUCAAAGGCUAUCAACGGAACAAGAGUUUUAAAUCAAAGAGUAAAAUGAAAGGAAAGAAAUUAAUACCGCUUGUGAGAGAAAGAUUAUCAGACAUACAGGAGGAAGAGGAAUCUGCGGAGAACGGUGAGGAAAACCUUCGACCGUCGUCUAGUGUUCGAGAGACUAUCUGCAAAUCUAGAGAUUUGAAAGUUGGUGAUGUAUUGAAGCUAGAAAAAGAUCAACGUGUUCCAGCUGAUGUUAUAAUCCUAAAGAGCUUUACGAACAAAUCUUUAGAUGCUCUACCAAUAGAAACCAAUAUACCACAAGAAUCUCUACUAGUGGAAACUAUCUCUGACUUCCCUCCAGACAAAAGACCGAACAAUCUAGCGCAAAUCCCUGAGCCAAUACCGCAGCCAAAAAAUAAGCAAAAAAUUGAUAGGGAGGGCUUUGGGGAGACAUUCAUUCGUACUGAUCAACUUGAUGGAGAGACUGACUGGAAGCUUCGGUUAGGAUCCCCUAUAACUCAGUCUCUUGAAGUCUCUGAGUUUGUACGGCUACGUAUUUUAGCCAGGAAACCUGAUAGGAAGGUUAACGAGUUUAUCGGUACAAUUGAGCUUUUACCAAAGACUGGUGCUGGGUAUGAUCCUUUUGUCCCUAAAAAAUCACCGAAAGAUGAAUCCUCAAACAACGAUGAGCCAUCUAAAAAUAAAAAUACAGCCCCUUUAAAUAUUGACAACACAGCAUGGUGCAAUACUGUACUCGCCUCAAAUGCCACGACCUUUGCAGCAGUUGUCUAUACCGGACCUCAAACAAGGUCUGCACUCUCUACAUCCUCGUCUCGCUCCAAAACUGGUCUUCUUGAGCAUGAAAUUAAUUCUCUUACUAAAAUCCUAUGUGCACUCACUCUCACAUUAUCUAUUGUUCUAGUAGUUUUGGAAGGAUUUGGACAGGUUGACGGCGUUCAAUGGUACGUGAAGAUUAUGAGGUUUCUAGUUCUAUUUUCUACCAUUGUUCCAAUCGGUUUACGUGUGAACCUUGAUAUGGGAAAAAGCGUCUAUUCAUGGUUUAUCCAAAGAGACUCAGACAUAAAGGGUGCAGUGGUUAGAACAAGUACAAUUCCAGAAGAAUUGGGGCGAAUAGAAUACCUAUUAAGUGACAAAACUGGAACUCUAACGCAAAAUGAAAUGGAGAUGAAAAAAAUCCACAUCGGAACUGUUUCGUACGCCAAUGAAGCUAUGGAAGAAAUCGCCUCUUAUGUAAAGCAAGGUUUUUCAAAACCCUCUAAUCAACCAUCUUUGCUUAUUACUCCAUCAUCAAAAUUUACUGUAUCAACUUCUACGUCGACUCGCACACGACGAGAGAUCGGGUCUCGCGUACGAGACGUCGUUUUAGCCCUGGCAAUAUGCCAUAGCGUUAUACCAACCGCUGAAGAAAAAGAUGGUGUUGCUGUAACAUCGUACCAAGCUUCAUCGCCAGAUGAAAUAGCUAUUGUCCAGUGGACUCAAGCCGCAGGUCUUCAGCUAACUCAUCGUGAUCGGAGGAGUAUGACCCUGCAAUCUAUCGAAACCGGUCGUCCUGUGGUUCGAGUCAAAAUUCUCGAGAUAUUUCCUUUUACUUCGAGCAGCAAGAGAAUGGGAAUAAUAGUUAAGUUCUUCGAAAACAUAGAGCUAGCAUCAAACGAUAUCGGAGACAGUCAAAUAUGGUUUUAUCAAAAAGGUGCCGAUUCUGUUAUGAGAUCCAUUGUUGCCUCCAACGAUUGGCUAGACGAAGAGGCUGCAAACAUGGCUCGUGAAGGACUUCGAACCCUAGUCAUUGGCAGAAAACAUCUUUCUACUCAAAAAUAUGAAGAUUUCGAACGAAAAUACAAAGAAGCAUCUCUAGCCAUAAAUAAUCGUGAUGAAGGCAUGACGCGCGUUAUAAAUCAAUAUUUAGAAUGCGACCUUGAGCUGCUCGGUGUGACCGGUGUAGAAGAUAAACUACAGAAGGAUGUCAAACCCUCCCUUGAACUCCUCCGAAAUGCUGGUAUUAAAAUCUGGAUGCUGACAGGAGACAAGAUUGAAACGGCUCGCUGUAUCGCCGUUUCUGCGAAGCUUGUUGCUCGAGGACAGUAUAUUCAUACUAUUAUUAGCUUAACGCGCAAAGACAAUGCUCAAGAACACCUAGAUUUUCUCCGCGGGAAGCAAGAAUCUGCACUUCUAAUUGAUGGAGAGUCACUUACUCUCCUACUUACGUAUUUCCGUACAGAAUUUAUCUCUAUCGCUGUUCUUCUACCUGCCGUCAUAGCCUGCCGAUGCUCUCCAACACAAAAAGCAGAUAUUGCAUCUUUAAUACGAACUUUUACCAAAAAGCGUAUAUGCUGUAUUGGAGAUGGUGGCAAUGAUGUAUCAAUGAUACAAGCUGCUGAUGUAGGUGUCGGUAUUGUUGGAAAGGAAGGCAGGCAGGCCUCUUUAGCCGCAGACUUUUCCAUUACACAAUUUUGUCAUCUGACUAAGCUCCUUGUCUGGCAUGGAAGAAAUUCGUACAAACGUUCUGCCAAACUCGCACAGUUUGUUAUUCAUCGUGGUCUAAUAAUUUCUGUCUGCCAGACAAUGUACAGUAUUGCCAUUAGAUUUGAACCGGAAGGACUCUACAAAGACUGGCUCUUAGUUGGCUAUGCUACUAUCUAUACUAUGGCACCAGUAUUCUCUCUGGUCCUUGACAAAGACGUUGAUGAAAACCUGGCAAAUCUAUAUCCCGAACUUUACAAAGAACUUACGACAGGGGCUUCUCUUUCUUACAGUACAUUUUUCGUUUGGGUCCUUGUUUCCGUCUAUCAGGGUGGCAUGAUUCAAGGUCUAAGUCAAAUUCUCACCGAGGUGGAUGGGCCUCAAAUGGUCUCAGUUAGCUUUACAGUGCUCAUAUUAAACGAGCUGUGUAUGGUUGCCUUUGAGGUCACGACAUGGCAUCCUAACAUGAUUAUAAGUCUUAUUGGAACAGCUCUUAUUUAUUUGGGGAGUAUUCCAUUUUUGGGUGGGUAUUUUGAUCUAGCAUUCCUAGUGACAUGGGGGUUUCUUUGGCGAAUUUUAGCCAUCUCUGCAAUCUCUCUAGUCCCACCGUAUGUUGGAAAAUCAAUCUGGACAGCCGUCAAGCCCCCGAGUUAUCGAAAAGUACGACCAAUCUGA